GUCCCGCCGUCGGACGGAAGCCGAGCCGGACGCGCGGCGGCAUGUGGCCGGGAAUCUUGGUGGGGGGGUCCCGGGUGGCGGCCGGCAGGUGCCCCACGCUGGGGCCCCUCCUCGCCGCUCGUUUCCCCUCGCAGCGGACGCCCGAGAGCGACCUCGCCCCGCGGCGAAGCCUGCACGCGACGGCGGCCCGGGCUCUUCCGCUCAUCCCCAUAGUGGUGGAGCAAACGGGUCGCGGCGAGCGCGCCUACGACAUCUACUCGCGGCUGCUGCGGGAGCGCAUCGUGUGCGUCAUGGGCCCGAUCGAUGACAGCGUGGCCAGCCUGGUCAUCGCGCAGCUGCUGUUCCUGCAGUCCGAGAGCAACAAGAAGCCCAUCCACAUGUACAUCAACAGCCCCGGCGGUGUGGUGACCGCGGGCCUGGCCAUCUACGACACGAUGCAGUACAUCCUGAACCCCAUCUGCACGUGGUGCGUGGGCCAGGCCGCCAGCAUGGGCUCCCUGCUGCUCGCCGCCGGCAGCCCCGGCAUGCGCCACUCGCUCCCCAACUCCCGCAUCAUGAUCCACCAGCCCUCUGGGGGCGCCCGGGGCCAGGCCACAGACAUCGCCAUCCAGGCCGAGGAGAUCAUGAAGCUCAAGAAGCAGCUCUACAACAUCUACGCCAAGCACACGAAACAGAGCCUGCAGGUGAUCGAGUCGGCCAUGGAGAGGGACCGCUACAUGAGCCCCAUGGAGGCCCAGGAGUUCGGCAUCUUGGACAAGGUCCUGGUCCACCCUCCCCAGGACGGCGAGGACGAGCCCGAGCUGGUGCAGAAGGAGCCGCCCGCGGCGCCCACGGAGCCUCCCACCCCCGCCAGCCCCUGAGCCUGCGAAGCCGGCGCAGAGCCCGCCACCCAAGGACCUGAGGGGCCCCACGCUGCCAGUGAGGGCAGCCCGGAGCCUGCCUGCGAGGGACUUUGCACUCCUGGCUGCCCUGACUGGCAGGCGGCCGGCCCGAGACACUGUGAUUUUAAAUUAAAUCUUUGUGGUCUUUGCUGGACGUCUGCAGCACCUCCCUGUGGGGCCCUGAGGGAAAGCCGCCUGCAGGGAGUGGGAGAGGGUUCCGCUUUUAUGGCUGGGGUCAGGGACAGCCUUGCUGAGGCGGGGAGGUGGGCCGGGGUCAGUAUCUUGGGAAAGAACAGGGGCACAGCCCGUGCAAAGGCCCUGGGGCAGGGCUGCUGGACGUGAGAGGGGAACCACGCAGAGGCCAGGGGCCAUGGGAGAGAACAGAUGAGAGAAAGUAGGGUUAACGAGCUCAUCCCAGGUCGUACCCACCUUACCGGAGAGGUGAGCGGGAAGGCUUUGAAAGCAAAAAACCCCACCACGCAGUGGGUAAAGUCAAAGCCUGCAGUGCCAGCAUCCCAUAUGGUCACCAGUUCUAGUCCCAGCUGCUCCACUUCCAAUCCAGCUCUCUGCUGUGGCCUGAGGAGGCAGUGGACGAUGGUCCAGGUGCACCCACAGGGGAGACCCAGAAGAAGCUCCUGGCUCCUGGCUUCGGGUCCCCUUGGCUAUGGCUGUUGCAGCCAUUUGGGGAGUGAGCCAGUGGAUGGAAGACCCCUCUCUCUCCCUCCCUCCCUCCAACCCCCUUUCCCUGUAUCUUUGAAAUAAAUAAAUAA
Messenger RNA from Lepus europaeus (European hare), 1651 nucleotides. RefSeq names its product caseinolytic mitochondrial matrix peptidase proteolytic subunit (gene CLPP). Gene Ontology annotation, cellular component: endopeptidase Clp complex. Gene Ontology annotation, molecular function: ATPase binding; serine-type endopeptidase activity; ATP-dependent peptidase activity. Lineage: Eukaryota; Metazoa; Chordata; Mammalia; Lagomorpha; Leporidae. The record is from RefSeq and is a predicted model, not a curated record. Gene Ontology annotation, biological process: protein quality control for misfolded or incompletely synthesized proteins. The coding region runs from base 42 to 860 and encodes 272 amino acids. The transcript has 6 exons.